This is a messenger RNA of Zerene cesonia (dogface butterfly), 1330 nucleotides long. Its product is annotated as galactokinase-like. The transcript has 9 exons. Gene Ontology annotation, molecular function: galactokinase activity; ATP binding. Gene Ontology annotation, cellular component: cytoplasm; cytosol. The record is from RefSeq and is a predicted model, not a curated record. NCBI's taxonomy places the organism in Eukaryota, Metazoa, Arthropoda, Insecta, Lepidoptera, Pieridae. Gene Ontology annotation, biological process: galactose metabolic process; carbohydrate phosphorylation. The coding region runs from base 137 to 1309 and encodes 390 amino acids.
AUUCAAUUGAUAUUCGAAUUAAGAUAAAUUCCCAGUAUGCACUUGACUUUAUUAUAACAACGAGCUAGUACUAUCGUUAUUGUUGGCUUGAACGUGACAUUGGAGCGUGUGAUACGUUUUUAGUUAAAAUUUGAGGAUGUCAGAAGUGACAGCACAGGGCGAAGCGGCAUUGCUGGCGAAAGCGCGGGAAAAAUUUGUUUUGACGUUCGGUGUCAAACCGGUGGCGGCGGCCAGCGCACCGGGUCGCGUUAAUCUGAUUGGUGAACAUGUUGACUAUUGCGAAGGAUUUGUUUUACCUGUGGCAUUACCGUUCACCACGAUCGUAGUCGGUGCUUAUAACAAUCUGGAUGAGUGCCGGGUCCACUCCGUCCUGGCUAGCGGUGAGGAGCUGAAGACCAGCUUCGUGGCUACAUCAUCAGGAACCCUGGUCCCAGGGGAACCGGCCUGGGCCAAUUAUGUGAAGGGUGUGCUUGCUAAGUUUCCAGUGAAAGUUCGUGGGUUUGACGCUGUGAUUGUAUCAGACGUGCCCAUGGGUUCCGGGGUGUCCAGCAGUGCUUCCAUAGAGGUCGCUUUUUUCACAUUUCUCGAAUCUCUUACGGGAAGAAGCGUUGACCCAGUUCAAAAAGCCCAAUUGUGCCAGAAAGCAGAGCAUGACUUUCCGGGCAUGCCAUGUGGCAUUAUGGACCAAUAUAUUGUGACCCUUGGGAAGAAAAACCACGCCCUCCUCAUUGAUUGUAGGUCGUUAGAAGCGAAACAAAUACCAAUAGAAGCAGAUGACACUGUAAUACUAGUUGUGAAUUCCAACGUAAAACAUCAGCUGACCGGCAGCGAGUACCCGCUGAGACGUGCGCAGUGCCAGGAGGCCGCGAGGCUACUGAAGGUGCAAUCGUUGCGCGACGCGUGCCCUGAGGACGUCGAGGAGCUAAAAUGGCUAAAGACGGAUCCGGAUGUAGUUAAAAGAGCACAGCAUGUUAUAAAUGAAAUCGCGCGGACACAGAAGACAGCAGCUUUGCUGCCAUUAAAGGAUUUCCAAGAGAUCGGCCAACUGUUCUACGAGUCUCACGAUUCCCUCAGCAAGCUGAUGGAGGUGUCCUGUCCUGAAUUGGAUCAGCUGGUGCAUAUUGUCAAGUCCUGUGACGGGGUGUACGGAGCCAGGAUGACGGGAGGUGGUUUUGGGGGCUGUAUGAUCGCUUUGGCCCGAAAAGAAUCUGUAGAAGAAAUAAAGAAGAAAGUUCUGUCACAAUACAAGGGGAGGCCGAGUUUCUUUACUUGCAAUCCGAGUGACGGGGCGAAGAUCUUACAAGUGUAAUGUCAUGAAAUAAACUGUUUU